Messenger RNA from Pseudophryne corroboree (corroboree frog), 930 nucleotides. RefSeq names its product olfactory receptor 52A1-like. Gene Ontology annotation, molecular function: olfactory receptor activity; G protein-coupled receptor activity. The record is from RefSeq and is a predicted model, not a curated record. The transcript has a single exon. The coding region runs from base 1 to 930 and encodes 309 amino acids. Gene Ontology annotation, biological process: G protein-coupled receptor signaling pathway. Lineage: Eukaryota; Metazoa; Chordata; Amphibia; Anura; Myobatrachidae. Gene Ontology annotation, cellular component: plasma membrane.
AUGCUAAAUUUCACCUGUUAUCCCACCUUCUUUAUACUGGUUGGGAUUCCUGGUCUAGAGAAUGGACACGAGUGGAUCUCUACCUGCUUCUGUAUAUUUUAUUUAUUGGCAUUGCUGGGAAAUAUAACACUAAUUGGUGUCAUCUCCGCAUCGCCUGGACUCCACAAGCCCAUGUUUAUAUUACUUUCCCUGCUGGCAUCCAAUGACACCCUACUUUGCACAAGUUUCACCCCUAAAAUGUUGUGUAUCUAUUGGUUCAAUGCCAGACUCAUUAGCUUUGAUGCAUGUCUUCUCCAGAUGUUCUGCAUUCACUCCUUUACAAGCAUUGAAUCUGGGUUACUCUUGGCCAUGGCAUUGGACCGUUACAUUGCCAUAUGUCAGCCACUCCGGUAUGGUUCUGUAAUGACCAAUAGUCUUAUAGAGAAACUGGUCAUCGUGUUUCUGGUCAGAGCAGUGGUUCUGGUGGGUCCAUGCCUCAUUAUGAUCAAGAGAUUUACUGCAUUCAAGACCAACAUCAUUGCACAUUCAUACUGUGAGCACAUGGCGGUUGUGAAACUAGCUGCAGCUGACAUUCGAGUGAAUAGCGCUUGGGGGUUAAUGGUGGCCUUCACUAUAACUGGUACUGAUUUACUAAUCAUUAUAAUAUCUUACAUUAUGAUUUUUCGUGCAGUGAUCAGUCUGAAAUCUAAAGAGUCUCGUCUGAAAGCAUUUAACACGUGUACACCCCAUAUCUGUGUCUUUCUCACUUUAUACACCCUGGCCAUCUUUUCUUUCCUAUCUCACCGGUAUGGUCACGGGAUUCCACCUUACAUUCACAUUAUUCUCUCUGACAUGUAUCUACUGGUUCCGUCCAUGCUGAAUCCAUUUGUGUAUGGCCUGAAGACCAACCAGAUCCGGGAACAGGCUUGGAAAGUCUUCGGUAAAUAUUGA